GACAUCCAUUUCUUUUACAGGUUAUCUGGCAGUAAUUGUUGCAAAUCCACCAAAGCUUUGAUGUUUGGGUUGUGAAAUUGACAUAGCAGAAUCCACAAGGAAUGGAGAAAGCCAUUCCCACUGCUUUAUCAGAACAGCAGAAAGAGUGUGAGGAUGAUGAAAUGAACACUGUGCUAAUGACCCUGGUGCCAAAGAAAGAGGAUUUUGCUGCCCUCGAGUGUCCCCAAGGUGAAGAGAGAAUAGCUGCUUUUUUAAAAGAUGCAGAAACAUCUCUGGAGAGCAUGGCUCUGUUGGGGGCAUCAAAGGAAGAGGGGAUUGGUCUCAAGGAGGCUGUCCCCAGUUCUUCAGAGAAAUUAGCAGCAAUGGAUAGAGAGGGAAAAGUGAAUGAUGAGAUGUGCAGCCAUAAUGAGGAUUCCAUCUUUUUGUCUCCAUUCUCUCACCAACAGCCAGAUGAUGCUAUAGAAGUUUGUAAAGUAACAGAUGAACCCAGUCCUUGCCCUUGUGGCACUGAUACCAUCACUACUCACAGGAAGGAGGCCUGUAUCAAGACAGAAGAUCAUUUAAAAUUCAAGAAAGGAUGUUUCAAAGCAGACUCUAGGAAGUCAGAUCAAAGAAGCAUGACUGUCUUGUGGGACUGCUCUACUCAAGAGACAAUGGGUAGUGUCUCUAAAGAAGAAAGCACUUUAGAAAGACUCCCUGAUUUGAAAGAUUCCACAUGUUCUAAGGAAGAUCAGUGGAAAAUUUCUUCCUUCCCAAAGGAACCUGAUUCAGCAGUACAAUCUAACCCUGCAAAAACUGUGGACAUGAAUACUGAUGAGUCGGAAGGCGAUCUUGAGUACUCAGACCCUAUCAAGGCAGCAGUGGAAACUUCUCCACCAGAUACUGGAGCACAGACUGUUACUGUGGAAGAAAGAUACCACAACAAUGAACCAAAUCAGUUAGAAGCCUUCAGCAAAGAACACUUAAACAAAAGGCAGGAAAUGGAAAAGAAAGGCAUUCAAAAGUUUGACUGGCUUCAUGAGCACAAUGAGAAGCUUCGGCCUCUCUGUGGAAACAUAAAUAAGCCAGUAGAUGUGGCUGCAAACUUGUCUAUUAGGGGUCAGUCUGCACAAGAAGCAUCUUUGUUGGCUUUGCCAGUAUUUAGAAAAAAUUUAAAUCCUCACUUCAGCAAAGCAAAGGCUGCUGAAGGUGCACUUUCUCCCAGGAAAGGUCAGGCAGUAGACUCUGAUUUAGAUGAAAUAAGUUCUCUUAAUGCUGCUGAAUGGACAUUACAGAAAUCAGGGCUUCAGACACCCAUGGACCUUGCUGUCCACAAACAUGCUUGGAAUGUUAAUGUGAGAGACUCUGUGGAACCUCUUUCCUGUAGCACCUACGAUGAGACAAGGUCCUACGUGUGCAAUGAUCUGCUGGAUGAGCAGAGAAAAGACAACCAAGUCCAGGAAGAGGAUUCUACUGUAUACACUUGCAUUGAAUGCAGCAUUUAUUUUAAAAAGAAAGAACAUUUGAUGGAUCAUAUGAUUCAGCACAACAGGGGAUUAGGAAUGGAACAAGGCAGUGAGGGCAAUGGAGGUCAGUUCACUUGUAAUGAGUGUGGAUGGCCUUUUGUGGACACUGCUUCUCUAGAGCAGCACAAGAGACUCCAUCAGGAAUCAAGAGAGAAAAUCAUUGAGGAAAUUCAGAAACUUAAUGAAUUCCCAGAUGAAGGUCGUGAUGCCAGGCUACAGUGCCCAAAAUGUGUGUUUGGUACCAACUCUUCUAAGGUGUUUGUCCAGCAUGCAAAGAUGCAUGUUAGGGAAAGAAAAGAUCAAGGUCUGAAGAAUGUAAACUUGUUUGCAAGUUCUGGUGGCGGUGGUGAUCCACGGGACAGCUCUGGGCACAACAUAUAUAGACCCUUCAGGCCAAACGAGCAUGUACCUCAAAUUAUAUAUGCACACAGUAGCAGCAAAGGUCUUAGUGUAUGCAUGCUUUGCAGCUUCCCUGCCCCAAAUGAAAAUGUUUUAAAAGAACAUAUGAAAUAUGCUCAUUCCCAUGUGACUUGGAACAUGGAGAUUUGUGAUGCAGACAUGAAUCAACCUGGAACUAGUAGGUGUGCCUACAGCCCUGCCAGGUCAGGUCAGCUUUCAGAAACUGAUUAUGUGAGUAAACCAGAAAGGCUCUUUUCCCAACCCCACUCUGAAACAAUGACCCACUAUGAAUCGCUCCAUGGCUGUAUAGCGGGCCACCAGGAACUUGAUGAAAGCAAUGGCGCUAAUAAAAAAGACAUCCCAAUGCCUGGAUUUCGGGCUAGGAAACGAGCUCCCUAUAGCUCUUCACACAAGAUCUUGGGAAUGUCCACACUUACCUCAACAAAACCUCCAUAUGCCUGGAAACAAAUGAGGAAGAAAAGCACAGCGUGGCCCACUGAGACUGAGAGAGGCAAGGUGAAAAGCCAUCCAGGUGGUGUGGAAGAACUCCAACAUAAAUGGCUACCUAUAAAUGAUAGCAGCAUGGAAGAAGAAUUCCCUUUAGCUACAGAAAUAAAAUUAGCAGAAAACAGAUACUUCAGACCUAUUGCUAUUCCUCAGCCUGCCUUGGACCUCAAAAGGAUAUUUCGGGGCAUUUUGAAAGCAACAGAUUAUUCCAUAGCAUCAGCAGGGCAGCAGCAUCAGUUACGUCAAAUGGUUCCUUUUGUUCUUCUCGAGCAGCUUAAUUUUUAUCCCAGAAAGAUGAAGCAAUCUACGAUGAAGAUUUUCAAGAAAAAGGUGUCACCUCCUUCCCAAGAGUUUGGAAUGGAUGAGUCUCUUCCCUUAAGUGUCUUCCUGUUAGACUCUCCUCUUGAAGGGUCUCUAGAACUGGAUGAUCUUCUGGAUGCAGAUUCAUCAGUGCUGAAGAAUGAGGAGAGGAAAUGCCCAUACUGUCCUGACAGGUUCCACAAUGGGAUUGGCUUAGCCAAUCACGUGCGGGGCCACCUGAACAGGGUGGGUGUGAGCUACAAUGUCCGUCACUUCAUCUCUGCAGAAGAAGUGAAAGCUAUUGAGCAAAAAUUUUCCUUCCAAAAGAAGAAGAAAAAAGGUAUUGCAAACUUUGAUCCAAGUACUUUCAGUUUAAUGAGAUGUGAAUUUUGUGGAGCUGGUUUUGACACACGUGCAGGGCUGUCCAGCCAUGCCAGGGCCCACCUGAGGGAUUUUGGGAUCACCAACUGGGAGCUCACCAUCUCACCAAUAAACAUCUUGAAGGAGCUGCUAGCAAAUUCAACAGAACAUCCUAUGCUUCAGACUGCACUAAGAGCACAUCCUUCAUCCCCAAACCAUGAGAGAGAUAUGCUUGGAUUUGGGUCCUGCAAAAGCAUAACCCCCGUAUUUGAAUGCAGCAUUUCACGAUCACCUUUCUCCUCAUUGCCUUCAUCCUGGGUAGAGAAACCCAUACCGUCCUUCAGAGGUGUCAUGGCUUCUGAAGAGGAAGAUGAUAUGGUUACAACAGAAAUGGAAUCGCCACCACUCCAGAAGAAGAAUUCUGUGGCUGGGUCACUAGACCAAAUUCCAAGCAGAAUAGGGAACUCGCUGUCUCCAGAAUCUUCCAGCAAUAAGGCAGACUCCCAAGAUUCUAAAACACCAAACCUCACGACGUGCGAGGUCUGUGGCGCCUGCUUUGAAACCCGCAAGGGCCUGUCCAGCCAUGCCCGUUCUCACUUACGUCAGCUCGGUGUGGCUGAGUCCGAGAGCAGCGGAGCCCCCAUCGACUUACUGUAUGAAUUGAUGAAACAGAAGGGCAAACAGGACAGCGGCCCCAUCUCUCCAAGUCUUAGCAAAAAAUCUGCUUCUCCCAAAGAAGUGACUGCAGGGUCCUCACGGCCAACAUUGUUGCCCCUCACUACAGAACGGCCUCAAGAGCCACCUGUAAACAAAGCAAUCAAAUCCCCUCCAGGUUUCAGCUCCAAGAAUGUUGCCCAGCCAGGAUCUCCCAUACUCAAGAAAGUGACACCUGGUCUGCCUGGUUCUCCUCCACCAAAGAACCCUGAAGACAAGAGCCCUAAGCUACCGCUGAGCCCCCUGCAGAGCUCUCCUAAAGCACAGUGGCCACAACUGGAGGAAGAAGGCCCCUUAAAUCUAACUGUAGAUAGUGACUCGGGCAGAGAAAUUGACUGCCAGUUAUGUGGUGCCUGGUUUGAAACCAGAAAAGGGCUGUCAAGUCACGCUAGAGCCCACCUGAGACACCUGGGAGUGAGCGAUCCAGAUGCUAAAGGAUCUCCUAUUGAUGUUUUAAAUGAUCUCAUCAAAAAUGAAGACUUCAAAGGCCGUCUUUCCUCUCUCCUCCCUAGUGAGAGAGAAUCAUUAGGGGAGACCGGGAGCUCUGAUGGACUCAGCCCAAAGAGCACCGCUGCAGCAGUGCCUGCCAUAGGCAUGAAACAAGCACAUUCACCAAAGUCUUUGGGCAAACAGCCAUCUGCACUGUCACCUCACUCCCCUCCACCAUCCAAGAAACUGAAGCCGCAUGGCCACAGACUGUCAGCUGUGGCCACUCUGCAAAGGAAACAGGGUCUUUCUUCCAGCAUGUACUGGGCAUCUGAUGCUGAGAUGGCUCCACUCAAUCUCUCUUCUGGAGCAGAGCCUGUGCGAGACAUCAGGUGUGAGUUCUGUGGUGAAUAUUUUGAGAACCGGAAGGGGCUGUCCAGCCAUGCCAGGUCACAUCUGCGUCAGAUGGGGGUAACGGAGUGGUAUGUGAAUGGCUCCCCCAUUGAUACACUCCGAGAAAUCCUGAAACGACGGGCUCAGCCUCGGACCAGUACCUCUGGCUCCCCAGCACAGGGUCAGAACCCCAUUGCCCCAUCUCUUCUUGGAGGCUCUCUGGAACCAUGCAGUCCAGGGGAAAGUCAUGUGCCUGCCAUCACUAAAAAGCCACCGCAGCCAGGAAGUCCUCUGGGGCAAUCUUCUACCUCUUCCCCUCCCCCAACUGCUAGAAAAAUUUUCUCUGGGCUUCCAUCUCCCUCUUUGCACAAGAAACUGAAGCAAGACCAUUUGCGAAUGGAAAUCAAGCGGGAAAUGAUGUCUGGGGGACUUCACAGUGAGUCACAUCUGUCAGACAGACCUUGGUCACGAGAGGAGAUAUCUCCACUCAAUCUCUCUUCUCGUGCUGAUCCUGUGCGGGACAUUCGUUGUGAGUUCUGCGGUGAGUUUUUUGAGAACCGAAAGGGGCUUUCUAGCCAUGCCAGAUCUCACUUGCGCCAGAUGGGAGUAACUGAAUGGUCAGUCAAUGGCUCCCCCAUAGAUACACUCCGAGAGAUUAUAAAGAAGAACAAGCCAUGCUUGAUAAAGAAGGAGCCGACCGCAAUGACCAUUGAGCUUCCAAAGCCUAUGGGGGAGGAUGGAGGUAUGCCAAAGUCCCCUGGGAAAAUGCUGCAGUCCAUGACUUUGUCCCCUCUGGGCGGGAAGGCAGGAAAACCAAACCUUGGUCGAGAGAUUUCCUUAUCUCCACUCAAGUCGCAGGAGGGUUUCUUGGCAUCACUUUCUACUAAGCGCCCACUGUUGGAUGAGAAGCUGAGUGGCCCCAGUGAAAUGAAGCAGAAAACCUACAUCCAGACUGAGCUGCCAUUCAAAGCCAAGCACGUGCAUGAAAAGCCUGCUCAUACAUCCAGUGAAGCCUGCUGUGAACUGUGUGGCCUGUACUUUGAGAACCGCAAGGCGCUGGCCAGCCAUGCUCGUGCCCACCUCAGACAGUUUGGAGUGACUGAGUGGUGUGUGAACGGCUCUCCAAUUGAGACUCUGAGUGAGUGGAUCAAGCAUCGACCCCAGAAAGCUGGAGCAUAUCGCAGCUAUAUCCAAGGUGGGCGGCCCUUUACCAAGAAGUUUCGCAAUGCCCCUCAUGUGCGCGACAAUGAGGCCCCUGGGAAGAAAGCUCCCCUGAGCCUGCAAGCAGGCAGCCCUCCACUGCUGAGCAGAAGUCUAGGAGGGGAGAUGGUGCCUAGUGAACCCAGCAAAGCUGUGGAUGGAAGCAGCGAAAGACCUGCAGUCACCUCACCUCUUUCACUGGUAAAGAUGGAAGAGCAUCACCAACAUAACAUCAACAAAUUUGAACAGAGGCAGGCCAAGCCCCUUGAGACUCCUGCACUUCAAGAAGAGGAAGCCAGCGACAUGCAGCAGAAAUCUGAAGAGGUCCGCCAGGCACACCCCAGAGUGAGACCAGUACCAUCCUUGGUUCCUAGGCCACCGCAAACUUCCUUGGUGAAGUUUGUGGGUAAUAUCUACACACUGAAAUGCAGAUUUUGUGAAGUGGAGUUCCAUGGGCCCCUCUCCAUCCAAGAAGAAUGGGUGAGGCAUCUCCAGCGCCACAUCUUGGAGACUAACUUCUCCAAGGCAGAUGCCUUGCGAAGUGGGACCGACAUGCCUGCAGCACCAUCUGUAGCUGAGGCCCAGUAGGAAGUGCCAGCAUUCCAAGGGUUUCUCCCUUCUAAAUGAACAAAAUUAAUGGUUAGCGAAAGAGGUGAAAGCAGUAUUUAAACUUCUGGGCUCUCUUGCUUUCCUGUAAGUGAGGUUUUUGUAGACCUACUUGGACUUGGGGCAGGGGGAAGGAUCCCAGAAUUUGAGCACUAAAGAAACCAUGCUGGUUUUGUGGACAUGCUCCUUACUGAUGGCAGUGGUAAUCCAGGCUGUAGUUUGCUUUUGU
Molecule: messenger RNA, 6639 nt
Organism: Heteronotia binoei (common prickly gecko)
Lineage: Eukaryota; Metazoa; Chordata; Lepidosauria; Squamata; Gekkonidae
Gene: WIZ
Product: WIZ zinc finger
Exons: 12
Coding region: 102-6392 (2096 amino acids)
Biological process (GO): regulation of transcription by RNA polymerase II
Cellular component (GO): nucleus
Molecular function (GO): RNA polymerase II cis-regulatory region sequence-specific DNA binding; DNA-binding transcription factor activity, RNA polymerase II-specific
Source: RefSeq, a predicted model, not a curated record